GAAGAAGAAGAAGAAGAAGAAGAAGAAGAAGAAGAAGAAGAAGAAGAAGAAGAAGAAGAAGAAGAAGAAGAAGGAAGGGGUUGCGCUUUGUCAAGGCUGACGGCUGAUUCCUGGAUCGGGUUCUCCCAUCUCCCCCACCCCUUCUGCGCAAGAUAUCAGCAGCCCCCGGGAGGCCAGCUCCUCCCCUUACGAACACUUUCGCUUUCGCUGCCAAUGCAAGCAAACUCCUGGGCCUUUUUAUUAUAUUCCUUUCCCUUAUAACGCACGUGUCAGCACAGCUGGCAACUCUCCUGCAGCACCUCCGCUGGCGAGGAAGAUAGUAUCGGCACUGAACAACGUUCCCCUACUCCCAGACCCCAGAACAACUACUUCCCUCCCGGGACGCGGAGCGCUUCCUCUACCUGCCCGCGUCGCAUCUCUGCAGAACCCUUUUCCCGCCUUUUUAAGGGGAGACCUCAGCAUGCUGGCCACCUACCAAAUUACAUGGAGAUGAUUUCGUAUCAUGGAACUCCAGAUUCCUCUGAGGUCUUGCUGCUCCUAUUGCUGUUUUUCUCCCCAUUUGGGCCACUCAAGGGCUGCAGUUUUAAUUAUUCACCCAUCGCUACUUCUGACUUUUCCCAGGAUAUAAAACCACUGAAAGAAUAUUUGCUCUUGGACUACAAAGUAUCGAUGCCGUUCAAUCUGAAACCGGACAUAUUCUGCAGUGUGUUAUGGGACCUUCAUUUCAUCAAUGAAAACUUAAAGAAAUUAAUCAACGUGUCUGGGAAAAGACUGAAAAAGUUAUUCGAGAAAUUAUAUGAUCACACAAAAUUUGUUGAAGAUUGUAAUAUUGAAGUAGAUAAUAGUUCUACCAGUUUUGAAUUGAUAAAUAUCUCUCAGUUUGUAGAUGUCAUUCCUUCCCGCCUUCAGUUUCUAUCAAAGGAGAUAGAGAGGAUUACAUCAGAAGAAGAGCAUGUUGAUUUUAAGAACUGCACCAUUAUUCAGAGCCAAAUAGCUGGCAUUAGAUCUGCCCCUAUAGGUCAGUCUCUCUCUGUACUACAGAAUCUUCUGUUACCCAUCAACACUUCUGACCGGAAGCUAGAGAAGAAACAGUCAUCUCAGCCAAUCUCCCACAAAAGAACUUACUGGUGGUUACUUCUUUCAGCUAUCUUGGUCUGUCUUCUCAUCUGUUUAUGGAAAAAAUGCAAGUGGUCCUCUUCGAGAGCAAUUUAAAACUACCACAUCCCCGUGGUAUGGGAUCUACAUCACUCAGCAUCUUAGAGCGGUGCUCUAUCCCACUCCUAGCCUUUCUCUCGAAGGACUAACCUGGAUCUAUCUGUCCGAGGGGCUGCUGUCAAAAAAGAUCUGCUAAUGAGCCAUAAGCCUCAGUUGUGGCUCCCAUCCCUCGGUAGAUGCUGCAUCUUUCUUUUUGUAGUGUAUAGAUAGUCCUCAACUUAUGACUGCUAUUGGAACCAGAAUUUGUGAUGCUAAGAAAGGUGGAAAGGUUAAAUCAAUUGUGUCUGAUUUUACAUUCUUUUUUUGCCACAGUUUUUAAGCAAAUUAUUGCAGUUCUUAAGUGAGUUGUGCAGUUGUGAAGUAAAUCCAGCUUCCCCCAUUAACUUGCAUGUUAAAAGCCAGCUGGGAAGGCUACCGAUGGUGACCACAUGUUGCAACCGUCAUAAAUACAAGCUUGUUACCUAAAUUUACCUAAAUUUUGAUCACGUGGCCAUGGGGAUGCUGCGACGGCCAUAAGUGCAAGAAUUGGUUGUAAGCCACUUCUUUCUGUGCCAUUGUAACUUCGAACGGUUGUUAAACGAAUGGUUGUAACUCGGGGCUUAUGUGCAGGGGUGGUAUUCAGAGCGCAGAGCAUCAAAAACAGGAUGUGAUGACGUCCAGGCGGGUGGGCGGAGCCUCCUGCAGUCACCCGAACCAGGUAGAAUCGGCUGAAUAUACUUACACUGCUUAUAUGGUAUGUACUGUGUGUUAUGUAUAUGAAAAGGGAGAGAGAGAGAGAGAUUGUUAAUAUAUGUUUUUUUUAUUUUGUAUAAAUAAAAGCAAAUGUUUAGUAACCA
Pantherophis guttatus is the source of this 2051-nucleotide messenger RNA. RefSeq names its product fms related receptor tyrosine kinase 3 ligand (gene FLT3LG). Gene Ontology annotation, biological process: positive regulation of cell population proliferation. Gene Ontology annotation, molecular function: receptor tyrosine kinase binding; cytokine activity. Gene Ontology annotation, cellular component: membrane; cell surface. The record is from RefSeq and is a predicted model, not a curated record. Lineage: Eukaryota; Metazoa; Chordata; Lepidosauria; Squamata; Colubridae.